AUAUCUAUAUGACGGAUUGUUCAAACUUUGACACAAUUCAUUCAAAAUUUGAAGUUACAAAUAUAUCCACAAAAUGCAUAAAUCUAUGGGAGAUCAACCACACAUUUUCAUUGACAAACCUGCAACCGAUAAAAUUGAAGGUAUAAUCACCGCUGGAGAAAGAAAAAGAAGAAAUGAUUGCGAUCUCAGAGCGAGAAUUCUUGCCAUGAAAAAUAAUAUCGACCAACUCAGAAAUGAACUUAACAACGAAAAAAAAAUGUUGGCUUUAGAAAGAUUGAAAAUUUUAGGCUGCUCUACAAGUAAGGAUAAUGGGAUGAGCUCCUCUGGAAUGGCAAAUUAUUCAAUUCAGCCGUCGGCAGUGCCAUCCAACCGAGCAAAUCCGAAAUAUAAAGUCAAUGCUAUACACUUAAGAAACAAGCUUGUUCUCCCUGAAUCUCCGAAACAGCACUUACAGAUGAUUGAACAGAAAUGUGAUAAUGAGAUGAUCAAGCUGCAAACGUAUAUUGACAGUAUCAAGCAUCUCAGAAGGUACUGGAGAAAUAUGAGUUUCGACAGAGAAUCUAAAAUGGCAUCGAGACCCAACACUUCAUCAAAAAGAAAAUCACAGUCCUCUAUCAACUGAUUGUCAAGAAUUUGCUUGUGGAAUGUUUUUUCGGUCUAUCUUGUAUGAUAUUUAAUAAAAAUUUUGACAUGUUU
Leptinotarsa decemlineata (Colorado potato beetle) is the source of this 696-nucleotide messenger RNA. RefSeq lists its product as uncharacterized. The record is from RefSeq and is a predicted model, not a curated record. Lineage: Eukaryota; Metazoa; Arthropoda; Insecta; Coleoptera; Chrysomelidae.